This is a messenger RNA of Strongylus vulgaris, 1076 nucleotides long. The record is from the annotation of a GenBank genome assembly. Lineage: Eukaryota; Metazoa; Nematoda; Chromadorea; Rhabditida; Strongylidae.
AUGAAAGAGGAGCUCCCUGGUCUCUCCGAGAUAGUACUUAUUGGUUCAUAUUCGUCAGACCUUUUCACAGAUUUUAUUGGAAGAUGUCAACAAACUUAUCGCAUCUCUAUCAAAUAUGCUCAAGAACAACAGCCAAUGGGCACUGCCGGCGGUUUGGUAGCUCACAGAGAACUAAUUCUUAGAGAUUCACCUGAAGCACUAUUUGUUAUCAACGGUGAUGUAUGCGGUGAUCUACCUGUAGAUGAAAUGGUCGAAAGAAUCGCCGCUUUGCCAGACGACAGUUGUUUACUUCUCACAACCGAGGCGACUCGAGAACAGAGCGGUAAUUUUGGAAAUGUAGUUAUUGAUAAUACUGGACGCAUUGUUCAUUAUGUGGACAAACCAACAACGUUUGUUUCUACGCACAUUUCUUGUGGAGUUUAUUUGAUGAAAACCAGCGUAAUACAGGGACUGCAACUAGAUACGUCCAAAAAUCUAUGGUUUGAAACUGACUUAUUCCCCAGAAUGGCGUCUAAUGGUAAAUUAUUUGCGUUACACACAACUCGUUGGUGGAGUCAAACGAAAACAGCAGCGGCUGUUCUUUAUGCUAAUCGACAUUAUUUACGCUUAUUUAAAAAGAGAUAUGCAGCUCGCUUGUGUAAGGAUCGGGCACAAAUUGUUGGUGAUGUGUUCAUUGAUCCCAGUGCUGAGGUGGAUAAAUCGGCUAAAAUAGGACCGAAUGUUAGCAUAGGACCUAAUGCGAAGAUUGGGAAAGGAGUCAGAAUUAAGGAGUCUAUUAUCCUUGCUGAUGCAGUUGUCAAUGAGCAUGCUUGCGUUUUGCAUUCCGUCAUUGGUUGGCGCUCUGUAAUAGGAGCAUGGUCCCGUGUAGAGGGGAUUCCCCUUGCACCCAAUCCAAAUCUUCCUUUUGCAAAGCUUGAAAAUAAGCCACUUUUCUUGUCGGAUGGCCGCCUUAACCCAUCACUUACCAUCUUGGGAUCAGAUGUUUCGAUUGCACCAGAAACGAUUGUUUUGAAUUGCGUUGUUCUUCCUUACAAAGAAUUAUCUUGUAGUUACAAAAAUCAGAUAAUACUAUGAUU